Amborella trichopoda is the source of this 630-nucleotide messenger RNA. The record is from RefSeq and is a predicted model, not a curated record. NCBI's taxonomy places the organism in Eukaryota, Viridiplantae, Streptophyta, Magnoliopsida, Amborellales, Amborellaceae.
AUGAAAGCUUGCACUGAAUUGCAGGAGUUAAGAUUAGGUAUGGCUAUACACUCACAGAUUAUACUCAAUGGGGUGAACCCAUCAAAUUCUCUACAAUUCUCUGCUAACCUUGUAUUGAAUGAGCAAGCUUCAAAAGCUCUUGACCUCUUUAAUUUCAUGUUAAUGGCAAGAAUCCAGCGGACUAUUCAUGGGCCAAGCUACUAUAACUGCCCUUUUGCUGCUAGCACCUUGAUAUGUGCCUAUUGUGAGAUUUUAGCAAUAGAUUUAGCAAGGAAGAUUUUUGAUCGGUUAUCUGAUAAGAAUGUAGAGGCUGUUGAGAAAUCACCAUUGAUCUUGUCCAAUGCGCUAAUUGCUAUGUACACGAGGUGUGACGGGAUUGAAAUUUCUAGGAAAAUUUUCGAUGGGAUGGUUGAAAGAGAUUUGGUUUCAUGGAACACAAUGGUAUCGGCAUCUGUGCAAAAUGGGUUUGAUCUGGAAGGUUUAAAGCCUGUUCGAGAAAUGCUAAGGCUUGGGUUCCAUCCUUACUCCAUCACUGUCACAGCCUUAACGUCUGCAAGCUCGAAUUUAAGAGAUUCAAGGCGUGGGAAGCAAACCCAUGCUUAUAUUUUAAGGAAUGGAGUUGAACCUUAA